AUGCUUAAAUGUGUAACUUGAAAAGUCCAUAUUCAAAUUAUAGAAAAGGUCGUUUCCUGUAAAGACUGGCUGGCUGGUGCAUUUUGAAUUUGCAUCGUCUUCGUUGCUCCACCUUGUUUGAAAUGAGAAAGUGGUGGAACGUGAAAUCUUUCAUCGGGACAGCAGAUCUUCUCCAAGUGCAAAGCACAAAUCGGAACAACUUUUUCCAUCAUGAACACAGACAAGAAUCCUGGAUUUGUAUCCACAACAGGAAAUGGGAUUGGCAUGAUUAAGGUCGAGGAUGAAGAGACUGGAAAUGAGACGUAUGCUGAGGCUGAGAAAGAGAGAGCAAUUUUGCCAAAGGAGGAAAGAGAAGGUAUCACUGAGGAAGGAAUGGAGGAAGGAAUGGAGGAAGGAUACGAUGGUGACAGGACAGAAGACGAUGAUGACAAUGACGGAGAGAGAGAUUCUGUGGUUGAACCAGAGGACUUGUCGAUGGUGGACUAUUCACUUUACAACAGCGCGGCUCUGCAGGAUGCCUCAACAGGGGCUGCAUCAGAGAGGACUCACAUGACUGGCGCCAUGACUCCCCACGUGCAGCCAAUGGGGAAGCUUAACUGUGACAUCUGCGGCUUGUCCUGCGUCAGCAUCAACGUACUUCUGGUGCACAAACGCAGCCACACGGGUGAGAGACCAUUCCACUGCAGUCAAUGUGGAGCUUCCUUUACCCAGAAGGGAAACCUGCUUCGCCACAUCAAACUCCACUCCGGGGAGAAGCCUUUCAAAUGUCCCAUGUGCAGCUAUGCUUGCCGCCGCCGCGACGCCUUGAGCGGGCACCUGCGCACCCAUUCUGUAGAGAAGCCCUUCAAGUGCAACCUCUGCAGCCGCAGUUACAAGCAGCGCAGCUCCCUCGAGGAGCACAGAGAGCGGUGCCAUGUCUACAUUCACAGCAAAGCACCUGCUGAGAAAGCAGACGACAGUCACCUAUCAAGGACUCAGAUGGGCACCGAGCGUGCUCUGCUACUUGACAGGCUCGCCACAAAUGUAGCCAAACGCAAGAGUUCCAUGCCGCAGAAGUUUACAGGUGAUAACGGUGUCUGUCUGGACCUGAGCUUGAACAGGAACCCAGUUCAACAACAGGACCCUCCAUUAGGGUCCCCUGGGCCUGACGUCCACAGCCAGCAGCCAUUAAUGCGUUCGGGCCCGGACAGUGAUCCAGCUCACUCCCAAAGGCCAUACCCCGUCCUGUUAAACCGCAACGACAUCAGUCCCAUUGGCCUCACCAACGGCCACAAGAUGAUCAUGCCGUUGCCAGGUCUCCCUCACACCCCCCAGCAACCUCUUGGCGUGGAUGCGUUCUACACUGACAGCUCCCACGGAUCUCCGAUCAUGUAUAGCUUAGGCCACUUGCUGGGUGGGCUGAACCACCAGAACGGGAUCCCACACUCUCAGCCCAUUCCCUUGUCACCCCUGGAAGCUUUGCAGGUAGCGCGGGCUGACCGAGAAGCUGGGGGGAUGCCUGGGGCGUUGUACUCCUGCAGCCACUGCAAGGUGAUCUUUCUUGACUACGUCAUGUUCACCAUCCACAUGGGAUGCCACGGCUUCCGCGACCCGCUCGAGUGCAAUGUUUGUGGCCAUCGCAGUCGAGACCGUUAUGAGUUCUCAUCACACAUAGUCCGGGGGGAGCACCGAGUGGAAAUGAAGUAGCUACCAUGCCAAUAGCUGCCCACAUAAUACACACAAUUAAAUAACAGCAAAAUGACAAUGCAGAUUUACUUUUAGAGGUAGCGUGUGGAACCAGAAAUGAAACAAUAGACUGCGGUGUGUUUGAGUGUAUUCUAUAGGCUGUAGCUUUCAGGGAUGUUCUUAUAGUCAUCCUGUAUUCAUCUGAAAUGAUGGUCUCGAAAGAGUCAAACUUGGUUUUGGUUUUAUCCCUUGUGGUGAAUACUGUUUAUUUUGAACAUUCAAAUGUUCUCGAAUAAAAACAAAAUAUAUUA
This is a messenger RNA of Phycodurus eques (leafy seadragon), 1976 nucleotides long. Its product is annotated as zinc finger protein Aiolos-like. Gene Ontology annotation, molecular function: DNA-binding transcription factor activity; RNA polymerase II cis-regulatory region sequence-specific DNA binding. The transcript has 8 exons. Lineage: Eukaryota; Metazoa; Chordata; Actinopteri; Syngnathiformes; Syngnathidae. Bases 211 to 1686 code for a protein of 491 amino acids. The record is from RefSeq and is a predicted model, not a curated record. Gene Ontology annotation, biological process: regulation of transcription by RNA polymerase II.